Molecule: messenger RNA, 843 nt
Organism: Galeopterus variegatus (Sunda flying lemur)
Lineage: Eukaryota; Metazoa; Chordata; Mammalia; Dermoptera; Cynocephalidae
Product: adenylate kinase 7-like
Exons: 8
Source: RefSeq, a predicted model, not a curated record
UUUCUGUCUAACUGUGUAGUUGGGGCUUCACUUGAAGAAAUUACAGAAGAAGAGGAAGAAGAAGAUGAAAAUAAGCCAACUCUCCUUGAAGCCUCAUCAGCCAAACUGAAAGAAGGCACGUUCCAGAUUGUGGGCACACUUUCCACACCCGAAAGCCAUUGGCCCAACUUUGCUGUGGAGACAUAUUCUGCCAUCUCUCGAGAAGACCUUCUUAUGCGCCUGCUGGAGUGUGAUGUUAUUGUUUAUAACAUCACUGAGAGCCAUCAGCAGGUGGAAGAAGCCAUAUGGGCAGUAUCUGCACUGAAUGAAGAAGUCAGCCAUUUUGAAAAGCGAAAGGUAUUUAUUUUAGUAUCCACGGUGAUGACUUGGGCACGAUCCAGACCUCUGGACCCCGAUGAUACUGAGGUUCCAUUUACUGAAGAGGAGUAUCGAAGAAGAAGGAAUCAUCCUAACUUUCUCGACCACAUAAAUGCUGAAAAAAUGGUUCUCAAAUUUGGAAAAAAUGCCAAAAAAUUUGCAACUUACGUAGUUGCUGCUGGACUUCAGUAUGGAGUGGAAGGAGGCAUUUUACAUACUUUUUUCAAGAUAGCUUGGUUGGGUGAGGUUCCUGCAUUACCAGUUUUUGGAGAUGGAACAAAUGUAAUUCCAGCAAUUCAUGUUCUUGAUCUAGCAGGAGUGAUACAAAACAUAAUAGACCACGUUCCAAAGCUUCACUACCUGGUUGCUGUGGACGAGUCUGUUCAGACCCUGGAAGACAUAGUCAAGUGCAUCAGUAAAAAUACUGGCCCUGGGAAAGUCCAGAAAUUACCCAAAGAAAAUGCUUUCCUAACCAAGGACUUAACA